UGGUGGCUAAAUAAAGUCGGACGGAUUAAUGGGACGCUCUGUGAAUAGGUCUGCAAUAUACUGAAGUGGUUUCUUAUAAAACUCACCUUUAUACUAAGAAACAGACGUUCUUCAGUUCGGCCAUCACACUUGACCUGUAUGGGUGACAAACGUCAGAGAGCGAGGGUGCAGGGCUCCUGGGCCAAACCUGUGGCCAAACCAGCACCCUCAGUAGCAGGUAGGCAGCCAACGCCUGGGUCAUGGAACGUUGGGCCAAGAACGUAUGAGUUCCAUCAGCCAGCUGAUCCGGUCAGAGUGAUACCCGUGGAAAAGGCGAUAGAAGAGGCUGGGGACUAUGAGAUCAGCCAAGGGCCCACUGGAGUGUCCAGACUGCGGCUUCUCCCUGGGUUUCUGCCACUGGAGGAGGCAGACUGGAUGUUCGCUACUCUGCUGGCUGAGCUACCAUGGUCACAGAAGACCAAUUAUGGUUUGAUGGGUGACUCGUAUGACGAACCCCGGCUGACCUGCUGGUAUGGAGAACUACCUUACACAUAUUCUCGCUCCACAAUGCAAGCCAACCCUCAGUGGCAUCCUGUCCUCAUAACACUACGUCAGGCCAUUGAGCGGGAGACCUCACACACGUUUAACUCACUACUUUGUAACUUGUACCGUGAUGGAAAGGACAGCAUUGCCUGGCACAGUGAUGAUGAAGCUUCUUUAGGCCCUCGCCCCACCAUUGCCUCCCUCAGUCUAGGGGACACACGAGUCUUUAGUCUCCGGAAGAAGCCGCCCCCAGAAGAGAAAGGGGAUUACACAUAUGCAGAGAAAUUGAGGAUACCUCUGAGUCAUGGGACUCUCCUCAUUAUGGAGGGGUGUACUCAAGAAGACUGGCAGCAUCAGGUGGCGAAGGAGUACCACGACCGAGGGCCUAGGAUAAAUCUGACCUUCCGUACUAUCUAUCCAGAACCACAUUCCUCCAAGAGAUGAUGGAUAAUAAUGGAGAUAUUAAGACAAUAAGAGCCUGAAGAUAUAUGAAUAAAUGCAGGCCAUUCAAAGAGAUGGAGAGGAUGAGGUCAAAAAAAGAUUUUCACUCACGCUUGCGGAACAUCAACAAAAUGGUGAUAGAUCGUGUCCUCCCAUUUGCCAAAUACAGUCACUGAUUGACCAUAACAUAACCUCUCGUCGAGUGAAUUAUUCUUUCAGGGUGGUGUUUAGAUAGUGUUCUGUUUUGGUUUUUGAGAGAUCAUUCAUCUCAGUACUGCUAAAUGUCUUCCUCACUUUUUUCAAACAAUGGAAGUUCACUGUACAAUCAAGACCUAUUUACAAGAAGAACGUGAAGUUAAAUAUUUAUAAAUAUUAUUUAAAUAUAGUGUUUUCUUUUCAAUAACAUCUCAAAGGAGUGCAAAGGUGUUACUUCCAACAAAAAAUUGUAUGUAUGCAGUAAUUGGUUUCUCUGUUUAUUAGCCCUGUAAUGAAAAGAAAUGUUGAUGUUUUUUUUUUCUUUUUUUUUGAGGCUAUUUUUUGUUGGACUGCUGCAAUAAAAUGUGGAAGAACA
Molecule: messenger RNA, 1534 nt
Organism: Colossoma macropomum (tambaqui)
Lineage: Eukaryota; Metazoa; Chordata; Actinopteri; Characiformes; Serrasalmidae
Gene: alkbh3
Product: alkB homolog 3, alpha-ketoglutarate dependent dioxygenase
Exons: 10
Coding region: 139-966 (275 amino acids)
Biological process (GO): DNA alkylation repair; DNA repair
Cellular component (GO): nucleus
Molecular function (GO): dioxygenase activity
Source: RefSeq, a predicted model, not a curated record